Molecule: messenger RNA, 1558 nt
Organism: Cotesia congregata
Lineage: Eukaryota; Metazoa; Arthropoda; Insecta; Hymenoptera; Braconidae
Source: the annotation of a GenBank genome assembly
UACAAAAAAGUUUUGGAAAAAGUUUAUUUGGAUAGUGACGGCAAAAUUGUAAAGAAACCAAAGAAAAAGAAUGAUAAAAAGACUAUCGAAGCAGAUAAAAAUUUAGUAGGAAGUAAGUCAAUAUUUGAAAAAUUUGGACCUGUUGACCAAGAAUUAACUAAUUCACCUUCGGAAAGUGGCACACAACAAAUUGUUGUCGAAGCUGUAAUUGAGCAUGAACCCAGUGUGUCUGCAGGAGUAAAGAAUGUUCUACAAAAAUCCAAGUAUGAUAAAAACAUAAAAUGUGAUUCUUUGCCGUUAAUGAAAAAAUCAAGUGAUGAAAACUUUGACAUUAUUGAGUCUAUUCAAACAGUUGAUCUCUCAUCUACGGAUGAUAAGUCGAUAAAUAAACCAAAAAGAAUUCGUUGGAGAGACAAUGGGGUAAUUAAAAAUAAAAUAACGAUAAAAAGCCAGGAUACAACAGUUUCUGAGAUAAGAGGUGAUCCAAAAGACUCUCAGAAAACUAAAAUUGAUGAAGUUAAAGAUUCAGUAGAAAAAAUUGAGAAAAAAUCGAUUCCUACUGAAACCAACUCUCAUUUUAAGCCUAAAACUGAUUCUAAAUGUCAUCAAAAAUCAUAUUUGAACAGCAAAAAAGACUUAGUAGUGGAGAAUAACAAGUCAAAUGUUUAUCCUUCGAGCUUCGACAUAGGAGAUCAAGAAAAUCCUGAGCAUAUUAAAGAGGGAGAUGCAUAUAGUGACAAAAAUGAUAUAAUAGAGGAAAAUAAUAAGUUAGAUAGUCUGCUUUCCAGCUCUGAUUCAGAAGAUGAACCAAGUCCGGAGAAAAGUGUAAUUGUUGACGAUACCAGUGUAGUAAGAAAGAGGAGGAAGCGAGUUAUUCCUAUUUCCAGCUCUGAUUCAGAAGAUGAACCAAAUUCUGUGAAUAUUGAAGCUGCUCCUGGUGGAUCCAAAAAUUAUAAUCGAAAGGGAAAUUCCAAAAGUAAGAUCAUGCAUAAAAAGUCCAACAGAGAGCCAGAAAAAUUAAAUUAUUCAGAUAUUUAUUCUGACACUGCAUCAAAUGAUAGUUCAAAGAAACAGGAAGAAAUCAACAAUGACAAAACACGUGAUAAUACGGGAAAAGAAAAUAAACAAUUACGUGCUCGUAAAGGACGAAGUUCAGAGUCAUUUAUUGAAAACGUAAUUGCCCAUGGUCCAACUCUUUUUGAUCAUAAUGAUCAAAGUCGUUCUUCCCUCAUCAUUACGCAAGACAACAUCGAUUUCCUCGAAAAUUUAUUGCAAUAUGUCAAAUGUUUGUAUGAAAAACAAACGACAGAACCUGCCUCACUACCAUCAGUAUCUCGCAGGAAUGAUUGCGAUAAUCGUAAAAGUAAAUUUAAGGCAAGUUGAAGUGGUGCUCAGUAGCCUAUUGGAUCUGGCUCUUACUUAUUACCAAAGCAUUGGUCCGGGUUUUCGAGCCCGACGUACACCAAUGAAUAUUAUCAAUAUUAAAGUGUAUUAUUUUUCUCAGCCUAAAAACGAGUCCAACCACAAAAAGUUUGCUCCCUACCGUAGUCGUUCAUGA